GCAAGAUGCCGCGCUGCAACUGCGACUCAUCAAUCGAUGCCCUCGAGGCACUGCUCUCAAAAUACCACCCCAGGCCACGCUCGAGAACUCCUCCUCUAGACGAUCAGCAGGUUUCGGAGCGCAGAUUUUUCCCGCACCGACUCGACAAUCAGCCCCCGGCAUUCUCGAUAGAGGAGGGAGCCCGCCACGUACCACGUUUGACAGCCCCCCCCAGCAGAUUGAACUCGUAGAAUACCCCAUAAAGUGGCAAAAGGACCGCGACGCCGCAGGGGAACACCAGCCCAAGUACGACGUCAAGCGGGCCGAGAAGCGCCGCUGGCUUGAGGAGCAGGACGAGAUGAAGUUCUCCCACAGUAUCCAGUUCAACGCCGUCCCGGACUGGAGCAACCACUAUAUUGCCUACAGCAAUCUCAAAAAGCUCAUAUACCAGCUCGAAAAGGCCAUCCACCUGCCUGCCGGCGACGCCGAGUCCCGCCCGCUGAUCCAGCACGAUGACCCUGAAGCCGUAUUCAGCCGCGCCCUCGAUGUCGAGCUCGAAAAGAUUACGUCCUUCUACGUCCUGAAAGAGAAGGAAUUGUCUGAUGAGGUCGAGUUGCUUCUCAAAGAUGUAGAAGAGUUCGAGGAAGAGUCCGGCCCACCUGAGGAUGGCCGUCCACCAACUCUGUCCAGCGAAAGGGCUCGCUCCGAGCUGCCCCGUUCCGGCCGGUUACGAAGCCGCAGCACGCGGAGCCAGCGAUCGACUGAGGACGGCCUGGACGAAGACAGCGACGACGAAGGUGACGAGGAGACUGGUCUCACUUCCAAGAGGCGGCGGGGAAGCCUCGGCAGGCGCAGGACGCUACCGAACGCCAUGGUCUCGUCGACCGACAUGACAGCGUCGACAGAGUUCACACGGUCGAUUCGGCGGUACAGUUCAAAUUUCGACGACUACGCCGAGCAGGCCGCCCUGUUCUCAUCCGGCAUCAUGCUCAAGAAGCGCAUGAUCAACCUCUACGUCCAGCUAUGUGAACUCAAGUCGUACAUUCAGCUGAACCGCACCGGCUUCACCAAGGUCCUCAAGAAGUUUGACAAGAUUAUCGACCGCAGCUUACGGACGAAAUACAUGGACACGUUCGUCGACACUGCCUAUCCAUUUCGCCCCGAGACCACCAAGGGGUUAGAACAGCGCAUUUCCCAGAUGGUGCAAGCAUACACGGCCAUUGUCACCAACGGCGACGCCGACUCGGCCAUCCGGGACCUGCGAUCACAUCUGAGGGAACACGUCGUGUGGGAACGGAAUACCGUCUGGAGAGAUUUGAUCGGAAUGGAACGGCGGGCCGAGGCUGCCAGUUUGGGCCACACCCUGCUCGGGCGGGACACAGAUCCUAAGAAAACGCGACUGCAAGGCGACGAUGAGAUCGUGCUGCCGACCAAGGAGAUCACAACGCCAUUGGGCCGCCUGCUCUGUCCAACAUGGCUUUUCACGUCGACAACCAUGACGCUCGUCGCCAUCGUUGCGCUCUUUUUUGCCAUCCUCUACAUCCCCGUCAUGGAGAAGCCCGAGCAGCAGAACUGCCUGGCCAUGCUGGUGUUUGUCAGCUUGCUCUGGGCGACCGAGUCGCUACCCCUGUUCGUCACCUCUCUCAUUAUCCCGUUCCUCUGCGUUGUCUUGCGCGUGUUCCGUGACCACGACAAGCCACACACCAGGCUCGGUUCCAAGGAGGCCACAGCCGUCGUCUUUGCGGCCAUGUGGACGCCUGUCAUUAUGCUUCUCCUCGGGGGGUUCACGCUCGCCGCGGCCCUCUCUAAAUGCAACAUCGACAAGCGCAUCGCCACCUUUGUCCUCAGCAAGGCCGGCACGCGCCCCAAAACCGUGCUCAUCGCCAACAUGGCCGUUGCCGCCGUGGCCAGCAUGCUCAUCAGCAACGUCGCCGCACCCGUCCUCUGCUUCGGCAUCAUCGAGCCCAUGCUCCGCAACCUGCCCGCGGGCUCCGACAUGUCCAAAGCCGUCAUCAUCGGCAUCGCCCUGGCCUCCAACAUCGGCGGCAUGCUCUCGCCCAUCGCCUCGCCGCAAAACGUCGUCGCCAUCGGCAUCAUGGCGCCCUCAGGCGAGCCCACUUGGGGCCAGUGGUUCUUCAUCGUCAUCCCCGUCGGCAUCCUCUCUAUCACCCUCAUCUGGGUCCUCCUGCUGCUCGCCUUCAAGCCCGGCCGCGGCACCACCAUCGUGCCCGUCCGGCCCGUCCGCGACCCUUUCACGGGCCUCCAGUGGUUCGUCUCGGCCGUGACCCUGGCCACCAUCGCGCUGUGGUGUGCGAGCCACAGCCUCGAGGGCGUGUUCGGGGAUAUGGGCGUCAUCGCUAUCAUUCCCAUCGUCCUAUUCUUUGGGGUGGGGAUCCUCACCAAGGAGGACUUCAACAACUUCCCCUGGACCAUCAUCAUCCUCGCAGCCGGCGGGCUGUCGCUCGGCAAGGCGGUCAAUUCGUCGGGCCUGCUGCACACGGUCACCGAGGCGAUUACGGAGCGCGUGCAGAGUUACAGUCUAUAUGGCAUCCUGGUGGUAUUUGCGAGCUUGAUCUUGGUGAUUGCCACGUUUAUCAGCCACACCGUGGCCGCGCUCAUUAUCCUGCCGCUGGUGUAUGAUGUGGGGAACGGGCUUGAGGAGCCACAUCCGAAUCUGCUGGUUAUGGCGGGCGUGUUGAUGUGUAGUGCUGCCAUGGCGCUGCCGACUAGUGGGUUUCCUAAUAUGACUGCCAUCAUGAAGGAGGAUCCGGCUGGCAAGCGGUAUCUGCAGGUCAAGCACUUCAUCAUGGUUGGCGUGCCGAGCAGUUUGAUCACGCUGGUCGUGGUCGUCACGGUGGGGUAUGCUGCCAUGAGGGUGACGGGGAUGUAAUAUCGGCGUGUGUCGGACAUAACUCACCAUCCAAACGCGAGUGGGAAGUGGAAGGAUUUUGAUGGGCCCUCUGGAACGAGUCGGGUCGAAUCUCUCGAGCGUACCUGAUUUCUCUAUGCAUGGCAGGCAGGUUGGGAGUAGGCCGGUUUGGCUUGGCUGAGAGCAUGGGCAGUAUAUAAGACAGUUGUUAAUCCGGUCUCAAACCUUUGACUUCGCUUAUAGGCAUAGCGGAAUUCUACAGGGCAUGCAGUGGGUUCCUGGACGAAAGGGACUAGACAUCUAUUUGAACAAAGAGUAUGUUUUGGUUUGGCAAUCGG
Molecule: messenger RNA, 3186 nt
Organism: Parathielavia appendiculata
Lineage: Eukaryota; Fungi; Ascomycota; Sordariomycetes; Sordariales; Chaetomiaceae
Product: SPX-domain-containing protein
Exons: 3
Coding region: 338-2869 (843 amino acids)
Biological process (GO): polyphosphate metabolic process; transmembrane transport; phosphate ion transport
Cellular component (GO): membrane
Molecular function (GO): phosphate transmembrane transporter activity
Source: RefSeq, a predicted model, not a curated record